Messenger RNA from Penicillium coprophilum, 873 nucleotides. Its product is annotated as RNA recognition motif domain-containing protein. NCBI's taxonomy places the organism in Eukaryota, Fungi, Ascomycota, Eurotiomycetes, Eurotiales, Aspergillaceae. The record is from RefSeq and is a predicted model, not a curated record. The transcript is spliced from 4 exons. Bases 1 to 873 code for a protein of 290 amino acids.
AUGGCGACCAAGCAACCGGUCUCUUUCGACGAAAUCAUCCAGGCUGAUCGUCAAAAGAAGAAGCAAGAGGAGCUUGCAAACCAACUCCUUGGAAAAAACCGCAGAUCAAGCGCACCAGGAUCGGGCUCUGGCGCCGGCAAGAAAGCGCAGAACAAAUCACAGACUGUAAAGCCCGGAAGCUUAGCAAGCAGGAUCGGAGUAUCCAAGCGCUCCGCCUCAGCGACCGUGCAACCCAACAAGAACAAGCCAGCGCCCACUACAAACAACAACCGGACACGGGGUAAACCUGGCAAGAAAGAUCGCGUGAAUGUGGAUCAGGUGCAGACAGCUUUCCAAACUCAGAAUGGCCUAGGGAAUGCCCGAUCAGGCAACUUUGCGCAGAACAGCCGCCCGUCCGGUGGCAUGAACAUGACCAUCAAGGGUGCCUCGGGCCCAUUCAUUGUUGUCGGAAGGAACUUUGCCCCUGGGACAACAGCUGCCGACAUCCAGUCUGCUCUUGAGCCUAUAACCGGACCCAUGAUCAGCUGCCAGAUAGUAGCAAGUCGGCCCAGUGUUGUUGCAGAAUUUGCAUACGCGGAGAAGGCGGCUGCAGAGCUGGUGGUUGCCAAUUUCCACAACCAGAGGGCUGAUGGGAGACUGCUUACAAUGACCCUCAAAUCGACCAAGACCAUUCCUCACCAAGAUCCCUUCACUGCACUCCGAGCACAAGCUGACCAAGAACGACUCCGAGCCCGUCGUGGCCCAGGCCCCCUAAACGACCUGUUAGCCGAGGACCAGGCAACCUCGCAGACUGGCCUCUACAGCGAUGAAAUGAUGGUCGAUGCGCCGCGGGAUACCCAGAAGAAUCAGAACCAAAGGAAAUGGCGUCGUUGA